AUGACAUACGCUUUAUUUUCAUUGAGUGUAACUUUAGUAAUAGGGUUUGUAGGGUUUUGUUCUAAGCCUUCUCCUAUUUACGGGGGGUUGGUGUUAAUUUUUAGUGGUGCUGUUGGUUGUGCGAUUACGUUAUAUUUUGGUGGGUCUUAUAUGGGACUUAUGGUUUUUUUAAUUUAUUUGGGUGGUAUAAUAGUUGUUUUUGGUUAUACUGCGGCUAUGGCGAUUGAUGAGCAUCCUGAAUCGUGGGUAUCAAGUGUUGAUAUUUUAGGAAUGUUUGUGUUGGGUAUAAUGAUAGAGACAAUAAUGCUUAUGGUGUUGGGUGGUGAUUAUAAGCAAACGGUGGAGGUUACUAUGAAUUAUAAGACUGUAGCUAGUUGAAUAAUUCAUGAGGGAGAAGGGCCAGGAUUGAUUCGUGAGGAUCCGACAGGUGCUGGUGCUUUGUAUAAUUAUGGUGUUUGAGUUGUUUUAGUUACUUGUUGAGCGUUAUUUAUGGGUAUGCAUAUUGCAAUUGAGCUAACUCGGGGUGGAGGUUAG
Saimiri boliviensis boliviensis (Bolivian squirrel monkey) is the source of this 534-nucleotide messenger RNA. NCBI's taxonomy places the organism in Eukaryota, Metazoa, Chordata, Mammalia, Primates, Cebidae. The record is from the annotation of a RefSeq genome assembly.